This is a messenger RNA of Nematolebias whitei (Rio pearlfish), 588 nucleotides long. Its product is annotated as dual specificity protein phosphatase 26-like. Gene Ontology annotation, cellular component: cytoplasm. The record is from RefSeq and is a predicted model, not a curated record. Gene Ontology annotation, molecular function: protein tyrosine/serine/threonine phosphatase activity; MAP kinase phosphatase activity. Lineage: Eukaryota; Metazoa; Chordata; Actinopteri; Cyprinodontiformes; Rivulidae. The transcript is spliced from 3 exons. The coding region runs from base 1 to 588 and encodes 195 amino acids. Gene Ontology annotation, biological process: protein dephosphorylation; negative regulation of MAPK cascade.
AUGUCGUACACAUCGAAACUUCCCGCCUCCUGGAAUGAUGAGCGACCACACAGGAAAGUGGAAAUCGACCUGAGCUCACCUGGACUGGCAGUGUUCGAGUUGGAAAGACUUUUGUUGACAGGCAAAGCUAUCAUCAGCCAUGCAGACGAAGUGUGGCCGAGGCUUUACAUCGGUGACCAGCAAUCCGCAGAGAACCUGGCUGAUCUAUCCAAGCAUCGGUUCACCCACAUUCUGAACGCAGCUCACAGUAAACAAGGCAGGCAGCCAGAAAUCUAUGAAGGGAUGAACAUCACCUACAUGGGCAUUGAGGCUCGGGACUCCUGUGACUAUAAUAUGAGCAUCAACUUCCAGCCGGCAGCAGACUUUAUGCACAGGGCGCUAAGCAGAGGAGGCAAGGUUCUGGUGCAUUGUCAUGUGGGAGUCAGUCGCUCAGCCACCUUGGUUCUGGCUUACUUGAUGCUGAGACAGAACCUACCUCUUGUGGAGGCCAUUUGUGCUGUGAAAAAUAACCGGGGAGUGAUCCCUAAUCGAGGUUUCCUCCGACAGCUCAUCAAACUUAAUGGACAGCUCUUUGGCAAACAUCAUUAG